Messenger RNA from Zerene cesonia (dogface butterfly), 1583 nucleotides. It is a transcript of the gene Srp54k, whose product is annotated as signal recognition particle 54 kDa protein. Bases 1 to 1506 code for a protein of 501 amino acids. The transcript is spliced from 7 exons. Gene Ontology annotation, molecular function: GTP binding; 7S RNA binding; GTPase activity. The record is from RefSeq and is a predicted model, not a curated record. Gene Ontology annotation, biological process: SRP-dependent cotranslational protein targeting to membrane; SRP-dependent cotranslational protein targeting to membrane, translocation. Lineage: Eukaryota; Metazoa; Arthropoda; Insecta; Lepidoptera; Pieridae. Gene Ontology annotation, cellular component: cytosol; signal recognition particle, endoplasmic reticulum targeting.
AUGGUUUUAGCAGAUUUAGGUCGAAAAAUUACCACUGCCUUACAGUCCCUAAGUCGGGCUACUAUUAUCAAUGAAGAGGUUUUAAACUCUAUGCUAAAGCAGAUAUGUGCUGCACUUUUAGAAGCUGAUGUUAAUAUUCGCUUGGUGAAAAAUCUUCGUGAAAAUGUUCGUGCCGUUAUUGAUUUUGAUGAGAUGGCUGGGGGGCUCAACAAACGGCGGAUGAUACAGUCUGCUGUCUUUAAAGAACUUGUUAAGCUAGUAGAUCCUGGAGUCAAGCCCUACCAACCAGUAAAAGGCAAGCCGAAUGUCAUAAUGUUUGUAGGAUUGCAAGGUUCAGGUAAAACCACAACUUGUACAAAAUUGGCAUACCAUUAUUUAAGAAAGAACUGGAAAUCAUGCUUGGUUUGCGCUGAUACCUUCAGAGCCGGUGCUUAUGAUCAAGUGAAACAGAAUUGUACUAAGGCAAGAAUACCAUUUUAUGGCAGUUACACGGAAGUAGAUCCUGUGGUUAUAGCCUCCACUGGUGUGGACAUGUUUAAAAAAGAAGGAUUUGAAAUGAUCAUAGUGGAUACAAGUGGUCGUCACAAACAGGAAGAAUCACUUUUUGAAGAGAUGUUGGCAGUUGCUAAUGCUAUUAAACCAGACAACAUUAUAUUCGUAAUGGAUGCAACAAUAGGACAGGCUUGUGAAGCUCAAGCUAGAGCUUUUAAAGAAAAAGUAGAUAUUGGGUCUGUUAUUAUCACAAAGUUGGAUGGGCAUGCAAAGGGAGGUGGAGCUCUUUCUGCUGUAGCGGCAACACAAAGUCCAAUUAUAUUUAUUGGUACUGGCGAACAUAUUGAUGACCUUGAACCAUUCAAAACUAAACCCUUCAUUAACAAGCUUCUGGGUAUGGGUGAUAUUGAAGGCUUGCUGGACAAAGUCAAUGAAUUAAAACUGGACGAUAACGACGAACUUUUAGAAAAGUUGAAGCAUGGGCAAUUUACACUUAGAGCCAUGUAUGAGCAAUUUCAAAAUAUCAUGAAAAUGGGACCCUUUUCACAGAUAAUGGGCAUGAUACCAGGUUUUUCACAAGACCUUAUGUCAAAAGGAAGUGAACAAGAGUCCAUGGCAAAAUUGAAACGUUUGAUGACAAUCAUGGAUUCCAUGAAUGAAGGUGAACUGGAUCAUCGUGAUGGCGCGAAACUUUUCUCUAAACAACCCACCCGCAUCACCAGAGUAGCACAAGGUGCUGGAGUUACUGAGAGAGAUGUUAAAGAUUUGAUAGCUCAAUACACCAAGUUUGCAGCUGUUGUUAAGAAAAUGGGUGGUAUCAAGGGACUGUUUAAAGGUGGUGACAUGGCCAAGAAUGUCAAUCAAACACAAAUGGCUAAGCUUAACCAGCAAAUGGCUAAAAUGAUGGAUCCUCGUAUUUUGCAACAGAUGGGUGGUAUGUCUGGAUUACAUAAUAUGAUGCGCCAACUACAGCAAGGCUCUAGUGGAAUGAAUAGCUUAAUGGGUGGGAAAUGACAGUAGCAUUAAGUCUUAAUAUUUUCCACUGUAAUCAUUGUAUUUGAAGUUUACAAUAAUCAGUUUUAAUUGGUUUA